Messenger RNA from Diospyros lotus (date-plum), 1409 nucleotides. RefSeq names its product ethylene-responsive transcription factor ERF062-like. The coding region runs from base 51 to 1169 and encodes 372 amino acids. Lineage: Eukaryota; Viridiplantae; Streptophyta; Magnoliopsida; Ericales; Ebenaceae. Gene Ontology annotation, biological process: regulation of DNA-templated transcription. The transcript has a single exon. The record is from RefSeq and is a predicted model, not a curated record. Gene Ontology annotation, molecular function: DNA binding; DNA-binding transcription factor activity.
UGUAACAGGUCUCUCUCUCUCUCUCUAGAGGAGGAUCGUCACUUUACAAGAUGGAAAGGUUCGUGCUGAAGGAACUGCAAAUCCAUUGUCAAGGGAUGGGCAUGGGUUCAAGGUUGAUUGGGAAUGCCAGUCCAGAAUGCAAUUCCCCAGUGGAACAGGCUCCUGCAGCUGCCGUGCUAGAUUUCACCAUAACACGUCCAUUACCUGGUGGUGGAUUGGAUCUUCUCUCACGUGGAUCUUCUGCUGCUUCUGAUCUGAAAGGCAGUAACAUUAAUAUUCCUGUCAACAACUUGCUCAAAUCCUUCCCGCAACUGAUCAGCCACGAUCAUCAUCAUCAUCAUCAUCAUCAUCAAUUACCAGCAGAACCAUCCAGCUCUAAUUCAUCAGCAGCCACUUCACAAUUCCCAAAUCUUGAUUUGUUCCCAAAUCCUUCAUUUUCUAUGCCCCAACUUGGCCAAAGUGAGCUCCAAACAGGGGUUGAAGUUGAGUGGCUUAGCAAGAUCAACAGCAACUUGCCCAAUAAUUAUCCCUCUAAAGGCUUGAUCAGUGAUUACUGGAUCAGAACCACCAAGACUCAGCCGAUGAAGUAUGCCGGAAGAAAAUUAUUGCAGCAGCAGCAGCCUCGCAAUCUCCACAACAAGACUUCUUUCUCAUCCCAGCAGGGAAAGAUAUAUAGAGGAGUGAGGCAAAGGCACUGGGGAAAGUGGGUUGCCGAGAUUAGGCUACCGCGAAACAGAACGAGGGUUUGGCUGGGCACCUUCGGCACAGCAGAAGAGGCUGCUUUUGCAUAUGACACUGCAGCUUACAUUCUAAGAGGAGAUUAUGCGCACUUGAACUUCCCAGAUCUAAAGCAUCAACUUCAGGCCAGCUCUGCAAAUGGUGCCACUGCUGCGCUGCUUCAAGCCAAGCUACAAGCAAUUAAUGAAAAUAAUAUGAAGGCCGUAGAUGAUCAUCCACAACCAAGCCAGAUUAGUCCAACCAGAAGGGAACAGUUAAUUAAGUUUGAGUUGGAGAAUAAGGUUGGAACUGACGAGAAGAUUGAAAAGAAGAAUAAUCAGCAGCAGGAGGUAGUUCCAGAUGUUGUUGAUCAUGCAUUUCAACUAAGUAGAAUGCCAUCCUUGGACUUGGACAUGGACAUGAUUUGGGAUGCCCUUCUAGCUAGUACUUGAUUCAUGACAUAUGUGCCGCCUGUCAUUAAUGAACCAUCAUUCACAUAUUUAGGCUACUUAAUUAGAUUCUUCAAGUGGUUAUGAUUGAUUACUUCUUGGUAUGUUUGACAAAGAAAAACAACCAGACUUUGGAUUUAAGCCGGUGAUGAUGAUCAGUUUGCUCUCUCUGUAGAUGAGAUGACUAUACUUUAGUACUCUCCCAAUCUUUUCCAUAGUGUUAAUUUUUUGAUAAAUAUUGAU